Klebsormidium nitens is the source of this 867-nucleotide messenger RNA. The record is from the annotation of a GenBank genome assembly. NCBI's taxonomy places the organism in Eukaryota, Viridiplantae, Streptophyta, Klebsormidiophyceae, Klebsormidiales, Klebsormidiaceae.
AUGGCGCGCAGCCAAAUAGCUCCAAGCAACAUUCCGGAAACUCUGGAAUGGUUGGAUGCCAUAAGCUCGUUCCCGUCAAGCCACGUGCCCACCUCCAGCCCGUUCGAAAUCUUCUCGUCGAAUCAACAGGGGCAGGAUUAUCACGAUUGGAACUUUGUUUCGAAGCAGCUAGCACCCAGCAGAAAGCACCCGAGUUAUGCUGAACAUGUUGAGGGGGGUUUCAAACUGUGCAUUGAAGGCGCCGAUGCCUGGGGGGAUUUCGGAGGUUUGAGGCAGGAAAAGGGACAAGAGCGGGAUUGGGAAGAGCAUGAGCUGAACGCAAUGCUGGCGAAGACGUGGCAGCACGUGCCCAAGAAUCUUCAAGAGGACGUGAAAGCGUUCUCCCGGACCGUCAGGGAGCGUUUGGACGCUCUCACACUGGAGCUAGUCCUGAAAGUGAAAGAAGACAGCAUCGAGCCGGACGAGAAGCAGGUGCCGGGUGACGAAAGCCGCUGCUACGUUCUGUCCGCGGCCGAGAAGCGGACGCUCAAGGACAGCCUCAAGGCGAAAUUCGGACACCAGAUCGCAGCAGCAGACGCCGACUUGUACGAGAAGGAUAGAAACGAGCCCCUGCCGCCGGCCGCGCGCGCAGAGAUGAAGGCAGAGUACGCGCACGAAAUGUACCCGUCGACCGCUUGGAAGCAAGCUUUGGCCACGAAGUACUCGCUAACAAACAGGCAAGUCAACGACUGGUUCAACAACGAGCGGAAGCGGCGACCGCACCCAGGCGGCGCAGGCGGCAAGGUCGCUGCUGCCGGGCCAAGACGGGCCCCGCGACGGGGUCCACGUGUUUCAUUGGCGGAGUCCGAGGACGACGCUUCCGACUAG